Plasmodium malariae is the source of this 1230-nucleotide messenger RNA. Its product is annotated as conserved Plasmodium protein, unknown function. Bases 1 to 1230 code for a protein of 409 amino acids. NCBI's taxonomy places the organism in Eukaryota, Apicomplexa, Aconoidasida, Haemosporida, Plasmodiidae. The transcript has a single exon. The record is from RefSeq and is a predicted model, not a curated record.
AUGUUCAUAAAAUUGAUAAAGAGAGAGUUGGUAUAUUUUUCUACUUUUUUAAAAAAUCAGCUACAAAGUAGUAGUAGUAGUUGCAGCAGUAAUAGUAGCAGUAGUAGCAGUACAAUUGGCAGUUACAGGGGCAUUGGAGUGGUACGCUAUGUGUCAAGCAUUAAAAGCAUAGAGCACUGUUUGGAGGAAAUGAAGGCGAAGGGAUGUAACAUAAAUGUCCUGAGCUUAGUAAUUAGUAACAACAAUUUGUGUUACUGUUUGUUAAAAAAUAAAACUAUAAAAAAGAUUGGGCUGAUAAAUAUUAAAAAGGAUUUUUAUUCAUAUGAACAGGUUAAUACAAAUACAAAAAAAAGAAAAGCGAAUUUUGAAAAGGAGAAUUUGAGAUAUAGUUAUGAUAAGGAGGAAAGUCCACUAAGUUUUAAUAUCAGAGAAAUUUUGACAGUCUUAAAAUUUAUUAAGUUAUAUUCAGUCAAAGAAGAACAUAAUAUAAUUGGAAAUAAUAAUGAAUAUAUUGAUGAAGAAAAUAGCUCGAAAAAAAAAAAAAAAAAAAAUGUUUUUAUAUUAGAUCAAAUUGAGAAGGAUAACGAUCGAGGAAAAAAACAUGAACUGUUAAGUAGUGAGAAAUUUACUGAAAUAUUAUCGGAUGAGUAUGCGAGUGAACAAGUAACUCAUUGUGAUAAUUUAAAAAAUGCUUUGGGAAAAAGGAAGGAAGAGUGGAUUAUAGGUAUAGAGAAAGUAAAUGAAAAAUAUGAAAAAAACAGAAUUAAGGAAAAGAUACUCUCAGUAAUUGUUUAUUUUUUACGCUCUAUUUUUCAGUGUAAAAUAUUAUUCUUUUGUCCAAAAGAAGCAAGAAAAUAUUUUAGCAGGAAAUGCAAUAGUAAUUUGAAUAACAGAGAAGAAACAUAUAAAUACAUAAAAAACAAAAUAAAAGAUUUUCCAAGUGUUGAUAAAAAUGAUAAUAAAAUGAACUGCUUAUUUAGUGACUCUUAUGUUAUAUCGUUUUACACCUACAGAUAUUAUAUGCAUGAACUUGUAAAAAGUAAUAGAAAAAUAUUCUUGUACCUCGAAAACGAAGUUCGAAAAAAUAAAAGUUUCAAUAACAUUUUACAGACAUUAAAAAAGACACAAGAUGAGAAAUAUAAAAUUGAUCUUAGAGAUCUCUUAAAAGAUAGGAUUGACAGAAUUGUCGAAAAUGAAUCCUACAUAUUAGUAGACAAGCAUAUUAUUUAA